Molecule: messenger RNA, 4170 nt
Organism: Strongylocentrotus purpuratus (purple sea urchin)
Lineage: Eukaryota; Metazoa; Echinodermata; Echinoidea; Camarodonta; Strongylocentrotidae
Exons: 6
Source: RefSeq, a predicted model, not a curated record
GAAGGAGAGAUGGAGGUCCACCAACAAGAAGGAGAGACAGAGGAUCCAGCUACCCCUACCUCGAUCAUCCAGAACAGCAUCAACAGCACCAAGGACCCCUUCGACAUCGACCCCAUCAACCUCCAGAACACUGUCGACCCCAACGACCCCAUUGACCUCAACAUUCAGAAAUAUGGGUAUGGAGAGACAGAGGGCCACCUACAUGAAAGAGAGAUUCUAGGACACCAACAAGAAGGAGAGAUGGAGGUCCACCAACAAGAAGGAGAGACAGAGGGCCACCAGCAAGAAGGACAGACACAAGGACAUGAACAAGAAAGAAGGACUCUAGGACACCAACAAGGAGAAGACAUACAUAUAUACCAACGAGGAAAGACACAGGUCCACCAACAAGAAGGAGAGACUCUAGGACACCAACAAGGAGGAGAUACACAUGUCCACCAAAAAGGAGUGACAGAGGACCACCAACAAGAAAGAGGAACACAAAUCCAUCAACAAGGAGAGACACAAGUCCACCAAAAAGGAGUGACAGAGGACCACCAACAAGAAAGAGGAACACAAAUCCACCAACAAGGGGAGACACAAGUCCAUCAACAAGAAAGAGAGACUCUAGGACACCAACAAGGAGGAGAUACACAUGUCCACCAACAAGGAGAGACACAUGUCCACCAACAAGGAGGAGAUACACAUGUCCACCAGCAAGAAGGAGAGACAGAGGGCCACCAACAUGAAAGAGAGACACAAGUCAACCAACAAGAGAUAGGGACUCUAGGGCAUCAACAAGAAAGAGGAACACAAAUCCACCAGCACAGGGAGACACAACAAGAAAGAGGGACUCUAGGACACCAACAAGAAGGAGAGAUGCAGAUUAAUCAGCAAGAAGGACAGACACAAGGACACGAACAAGAAAGAGGGACUAUAGGACACCAACAAGGAGGAGACAUACAUUUCCACCAACAAGAAGGAGAGACACAGGUCCACCAACAAGAAAGAGGGACUCCAGGACUCCAACAAGGAGAGACACAAGGACACCAACCAGUCGAAGGAGAGUUCAAAGGAUUAGAACAAUCUGAGCAUCCACAAAACUGUGUAUCUCCAUCAAGUUGUUCCUCAGAUGAGGAAGAGCAGUACACACGCCCAAGAAGGUUCAUCUACCCUAACCUAUCUAAAUCAUCAAGUGAACUCCAAAAUCAUUUUGACAGUGAUGAAUCUGACCUUGAUCCAACAUAUCGACCAGAGGAGGGUAGCAACGAGGAAUACAGCAGUGAUGAUGAGGCAACUCUUGAGAUUCAUCCAAGAAAUGUUCAAGUGCGCAAGAGACCAUCUUCUGUUAUAUCUACACCUGAUGAAAAACCUACAAAGAUUUAUAAACAGUGCCUUCCAGGAUCAUUUUCAGGGCCAGAAUUGCCACAUCAGAAAACCAAUGAUAAUAUGGAAACGACACACAAACACGAGGACAAGAAAACAAGGUACAAGAAGCCAUCAAGGCCAUGCCCUUUCUGCAACAAAGCUUGUGGUGAAAAGCUCUCGAGACACAUUUGUUUGGUACAUAAGGAUAAGGAGCAGGUGAAAUCUGCCAUGCAGCUGCCAAAGCGGGAGAGAGACAAGGUGUUCUCAAAGUUCAGGAAGGAAGGCAUAUACCAAGUAAAUAGAGAACGUAUGAAAGAUGACAACCCCAUUUAUGAAAGAGAAAAGUUACCAAAAUCAGGGAAUGAUGACAACCUUAAAAUGUGCAGUAACUGCAAGGGCUUUUACAGCUCACAUUUCUUCUGGCAUCACAGGAAAGUUUGCCAAGGUGAUAUAUGCACUCCAUCUGAAGGAGUACCAGUAAACCUCAUGGAAGGGAAAGAUCCAGUGUAUCAAAAACACCCAGACUUUGUCACUGACAUACUUAGUAGAUUCCAGAAUGAUGACGUUGGGAAUACGUGUAGAACGGACAAAGUGAUAGUUAAUGUUGGACAUCGACUGUGGACUAAACACAGAUCCAAAAAAGACAAGAAACUUGAAGUAAGAAAAUCAGUUAUGGCUGAUAUGAGAAGACUUGCCACCUUAUACACUGAGUUUAAGAAGAAACACGAGGUUCAUGGGACUGCAGAUCUCACAAUGGGACAUGCUGGAGACAUGUUCAGUAGAGAGCACUUCGAAUCUUUGACAGAGGCAAUCCAGACGCUCACUUAUGAUGAAACUGAAGGCAAACUAAAGCCAGGACUGAAACUCUGCUUGUACUUUGUGCUGAAAAAAGCUAGCAAAAUCACUAAAGCUAGUUUUCUUGUAUCCAGGCUAGAUGAAGAUGCAUCUGAGAUUGACAAGUUCGUAGAGAUUCUUGACUUGAACCAGAAUUUGAUUUUUGGGGAUGCACACUACGAAAUCCAAAAGAAUCGCCAAGUGCGUUUGAGGAAGCCUGCAGAGCUCCCGCUUGAGGCUGACAUUGAAGCAUUGAAGACAUACACUCAAAAGAAAGUCACAGAAAUCAUCUCUGAUGAGUUCCUGGUUUGGGAUUCUCACACAUUUGUAGAGUUACGAGAUCUGACUUGCUCGCGAUUGACAUUAUGGAAUGCAAGGCGUGGUGGAGAACCCAGCAGGCUUACAACCGAAGAAUGGAGAGAUGCAGAAGAGGGUGUAUGGAUGCAGAAAGACAAGAUUCAUGAAGUUAAAAAUCCAGCCCAUCAGGAACUUUUAUCUCAGCUCAAGAUAUGCUACCAGACUGGGAAGGGCACUAAUCGCUUGGUUCCAGUCCUGUUCCCAAGAGACACUGUGAAACCUGUGCAACUUCUAUGUGAUCAGGAGAUCCGGCAUACAGCAGGAAUAAGACCUGAUAAUAAGUACAUAUUCGCUUGUACUCAAAUGUCUCAUGACCAUGUUGGAGGGUGGCAUGCUCUAAAGAAUGUCUCAGACAACAUCAGCCUUUCGUCCAACGUUACGGUGAAUGCCACCAAGAACAGGCACAGAGUGUCUACAAUUUACGCAUCCCUCGACUUGCCUGAUGCUGACUUGGAACUAUUUUACCGGCAUAUGGGACACUCCUCUACAAUCAAUCAAACAAUCUACCAGACCCCACUUGCCAUCCAAGAAAUCACCCGAGUAGGGAGUCAUCUCCAUCAUAUAGAUAUAGGAGGAAUGAGGGCACGCAAAGAAUCUGAAGCGUCUGAUGACGAUGGCUGCUCAAGUGCACCAGCGACCUCAAAGGAUGGCUGCUCUACAGCACGGGUGAACUCUAAACAUGACGACUCAACUCUAACGGUGACCUCUGAGGAUGGCAGCUCAACUACACCAGCGACCUCAAAGGAUGGCUGCUCUACAGCACGGGUGAACUCUGAGCAUGGCAACUCAACUCUAACAGUGACCUCUGAGGAUGGCAGCUCAACUACACCAGCGACCUCAAAGGAUGGCUGCUCUACUGCAACAUUGACCUCUGGGGAUAGGUCUUCAGCCCGAAGGUACAACCGCUGGUCAAAGCAGGGAAGCAAGCAGUGCAAGCAGUAUUUCUCUGCAGCAAUCAAACAAGGGGAACCAUUACCAGGGAGGAAGGCCUGCACCACUUUCCUGCAAAGACAUCAAAUCACCAUGGAAUGGCAGGCGGUAAGAAAUAAGGUGAUGAACGAAAGGAAUAAAGCAAAGAAAAACUUUGAUGACAGAGAGAGGAGCUUCCUAAACUAAUAAUAUUAGUUGGGUCAGAUCAUAUGGUCUGAUUAACAUCUUUUGUUGCCUUUUUUGGCACAAUACAUGUACCUUCACCUGUAUAUUCCAGUAGGUAUGUGGCUUCUAAAUGAAUAUUCAUGAAAGAGCUUGCACAAGGACUCAUCCUCGUUUUGUUUCAGUGUCAAGCCUGGUCCUUUAUCUGCACAUGCGCAACCUGUAACUUGCUCUAAUUUGUGAUAGAGCUGAAUUGAUGAAAGUCUAAUAUGGUGGGCAAAGAGGUCAGUUGAAACAUUGGUGUAAUGAUGAUUAAUGAGCCUGAAUGAAGUUAGUUUAUUUCGGUUUUCCCUGCCAUUGACUUAGUGUAUGUAUUAAAGAAAGUGCUAAAUGGUUAUAUAGUGGACAUUUUGUAACCUGGAUGUAUGCAAGUUAAAUGAAUAUUAAAGGUAAUACAAAGUUUUGGGAAUAUUUCACUAGGGUCGGAGAAUAACGUUUAAAUUUUCAUUAUCAUUGUAAAACCUUGUGUACGAAAAACCG